AUGAAGAAAGCUUUUACCUUCCUACCCGGUCAUCGGUCCGAUCGACAAGAGUCCGAAUCAGGCGGCACUAGUUCAACUCUCUUUAAGCGUCGAGAACAGCUGCGAAAAGCCCAGCGCACGCACCGCCUACGCAAGGACCAAUAUUUCAAGAAUCUAGAGAGUGAAGUAUUGCGUCUACGUGCAAACGAAAUGAAGUUGGUCCUUCAAGUUCAGAAUCUUCGCAGUCAGAUCGACGUACUCCACGGUAUUGUGGAUAAACAAGAGUUAUCCGUACUCCCAGCAGCGCCCUUCAUUGACUUGAAGGCAGCGGAGAAUGCUGGAGUAGGCCUGACUGUAGCAACCUCCCCGGUUCAAUACCAUGGCAAUAUCCAAAAUGGGAUUAGUUCCUGGGGAUCCAGAGUGGGGACGGAGUCUGAAGAGACCAAUUCCCCUCUGGGUCUGUCCGGUGAGAACAUUUACCCGAAUUCACAUGGCCAGCUCAUCGGGUCAGCAAACGGUCAACAGCCGGAUCUACCUUUCCGUGCCCCAGCUUUCACUUCUCCAUUUCAGCCAAUGGAACCACAGUCAAGAUGCGCUGAAAAGUCUUCUAACCAAAAGAUGACUGACAUGGGGAUGGAAUUUGUCUUGGCGCUCGAACAUCCCUGCCUCCCGCAUUUAGAGCGCCACCCAGAUAAGCCUAACGGCCAUUCUCUGCUCACGUCUGCCACCCUCGUCCACUCGCAUGACCAUCAAUACGCCUCGUCCAUGUUAUCAAAGUAUGCCCCAUCGACUUAUAAUCCCGCAUUUAUUUUUGACAAACUGCUUGCCCUGUCUGAAGAGCUUGUUCUUGAUGACGAACUCAGCCCGACUCAAGCCUGGUGCUAUAUUCUCCAACAGUCGUGGGUAAAUAAUCUCGAUGGAGUUAAACUCAGAGAACUGAGUGCGUCACUUUUGAAGCUUAUCAAAUGUCAUGGCUCUUCAACCAUCAAAGCAAGUCGCUACGGUGUCUAA
Molecule: messenger RNA, 990 nt
Organism: Penicillium cinerascens
Lineage: Eukaryota; Fungi; Ascomycota; Eurotiomycetes; Eurotiales; Aspergillaceae
Product: bZIP transcription factor
Exons: 5
Coding region: 1-990 (329 amino acids)
Cellular component (GO): RNA polymerase II transcription regulator complex
Molecular function (GO): transcription cis-regulatory region binding; DNA-binding transcription activator activity, RNA polymerase II-specific
Source: RefSeq, a predicted model, not a curated record